This is a messenger RNA of Stegodyphus dumicola, 1326 nucleotides long. Its product is annotated as cytochrome P450 18a1-like. NCBI's taxonomy places the organism in Eukaryota, Metazoa, Arthropoda, Arachnida, Araneae, Eresidae. Gene Ontology annotation, molecular function: heme binding; oxidoreductase activity, acting on paired donors, with incorporation or reduction of molecular oxygen, reduced flavin or flavoprotein as one donor, and incorporation of one atom of oxygen; iron ion binding. Gene Ontology annotation, cellular component: cytoplasm; intracellular membrane-bounded organelle. The record is from RefSeq and is a predicted model, not a curated record. Gene Ontology annotation, biological process: xenobiotic metabolic process.
AUCCAGACAAACGGACUAAAUAUUCUUAUAAUUUUAAAAAACAAUAUGUAAUAUAAAAAUAUUUAAAAUUUCUCAAUUUCAUUUCUCUCUUUAAAGAUUUGAAAAAGCAUUUAAUGAGUAUUAAUCUUCUGCAGGACGAGAUCCUAGAGCUGCUCCAAAGUAUACAAGACCAUCAUGAAUCUCCUAUUGCAGUUACAGAGCUGUUAACUGCAAGUAUGUCAAAUAACAUUUCGUCGCUUAUAUUUGGUAAAAGACUAAAAGCCGACAAUCCUAAGAGGCAAAAACUAGAUAAGCUGGUGAACGAAAUCGGCCGACUUGGUGAAGCUCUUUCCUGGCAGGCGUUUUUCCCUUGGAUCAGAGCCUUCAUGUCAUUCUGUAAUAUCGGCGACAGAGGAAAGCUAUCAAAAGCUAAUUCAGAAUUAAGGAACUUUUGCAGAAAAGAGAUAGAGGAACAUGAAAGGACUUUGGAUCCAACUAACAUACGAGAUUAUAUUGAUGGUUAUUUAAUAGAGAUUAAGAAAAGGGCCGAUGAUCCUGAUUCUACCUUUACAAAGGAGGUUCUAGUGGAUAUGGCAAGAGGGUUCUUGAUUGCCGGAGGCGACACAGCUCGUGUGUCAGUGGAGUGGCUAGUACUGUUAUGUGCUGCUUUUCCAGAAGUGCAGAUAAAAAUCCAGAAGGAAAUCGACGACGUCAUUGGGCAAGAACGAUUUCCAACUAGAGCGGAUUAUCUUCAGAUGCCCUACACAGAGGCUGUUAUUCUGGAGACGAAUAGGUGGAAAACAAUUGCACCUCUGAAUGUAAUGAGAGCCACAUUAAAGGAUACUGAACUGAAUGGUUAUUUCAUUCCAAAACAUUCUCAAGUUCUAGCCAUAUUAUACGCAGUUCAUUAUGAUAAAAAACUCUGGGGAAACGAUACUGACGUCUUCCGACCUGAAAGAUUUUUGAGCGAAGAUGGAAAAAGAGUUAUUAAGCCUGAAUACCACAUUCCUUUUUCUAUCGGAAAACGAUCCUGUCCCGGAGUACCACUGGCAGAAAUGGAGGUAUUCAUAUACUUAACAGCAAUACUACAAAAAUUCGAUGUCUUCAUGCCAGCUGGAAAAGUACCGGAUCUUGAAGGUUUCCUAGGAUUAACAUUUCAACCUAAAAAACAAGAAUUUAUUUUCAAAUUAAGGCAGUAAAGUUAUUUGUGCCUCAAACAUUCGGCUAAGAAUCCCGGUUUUAUCAAGUAGAGUACAAGCAUGAAAAUCCUAGAUUAUAUGGGACAGAUAUUCCAAGAGCUGCCAUUACAAUGGUUCCGGAAAGCAUUUAACUUAUUUUAUUAAAAUA